AGGCCCUCCUCCCGCCUCUCUGCCUACUCCAGCCUCCGCCGCCUCAGCUUCCCGAGCGAGCCCUGCGGCCGCCGGAGCAGCUCCCGCGGCGGAGCAGGAGCCGGAUGGUCAGAGGAGCCCGGCAGCCCCAGCAGCCGCGGAGUCGCCUGGCCCCCAGACUGACUGGCACAGUGGAGAAACCACCUCGAAAACGGAAAAGCAGGACUGAAUUUGCGCUUAAAGAAAUCAUGUCUUCUGGAGGUGCUGAAGAUGAUAUCCCACAGGGAGAGAGGAAAACAGUUACAGAUUUUUGUUACCUUCUGGAUAAGUCUAAGCAACUGUUCAAUGGAUUAAGAGAUUUGCCACAAUAUGGGCAGAAGCAGUGGCAGUCCUAUUUUGGAAGAACUUUCGAUGUUUACACCAAACUCUGGAAGUUCCAGCAGCAGCAUCGACAAGUCUUGGAUAAUCGGUAUGGCUUGAAGCGGUGGCAAAUAGGGGAAAUUGCUUCUAAGAUUGGGCAGCUAUACUACCAUUAUUACCUACGCACAUCUGAGACCAGCUAUCUGAAUGAAGCUUUCUCCUUCUAUUCUGCAAUCAGACAGAGAUCAUAUUAUUCUCAAGUCAAUAAAGAGGACAGACCUGAGUUGGUUGUUAAGAAGCUACGAUACUACGCAAGGUUUAUUGUAGUUUGUCUUCUGCUCAACAAAAUGGAUGUUGUGAAGGAUUUGGUGAAGGAAUUGUCAGAUGAAAUAGAAGACUAUACUCACCGCUUUAAUACAGAAGAUCAAGUGGAGUGGAACCUGGUGCUUCAAGAAGUAGCAGCUUUCAUUGAGGCGGACCCAGUGAUGGUACUGAAUGAUGACAAUACCAUUGUUAUCACAUCUAAUCGCCUCGCUGAAACAGGAGCCCCGUUGCUGGAACAGGGCAUGAUUGUGGGACAGUUGUCUCUGGCUGACGCACUCAUUAUUGGUAAUUGCAAUAACCAGGUUAAGUUUAGUGAACUAACUGUGGACAUGUUCCGGAUGUUACAAGCCCUGGAAAGGGAGCCAAUGAACUUAGCCUCCCAGAUGAAUAAACCAGGAAUGCAGGAAUCGGCUGAUAAGCCUACCAGACGAGAAAACCCCCACAAGUAUCUGCUCUACAAACCAACCUUCAGUCAACUAUACACAUUCUUAGCAGCAUCUUUUAAGGAGCUGCCCGCCAAUAGUGUGCUUCUGAUUUACCUGUCAGCCACUGGCGUCUUCCCCACAGGUCGUGCUGAUAGUGAAGGUCCUUAUGAUUUUGGAGGGGUACUUACUAAUAGUAACCGAGAUAUUAUAAAUGGAGAUGCCAUCCACAAACGAAAUCAGUCCCACAAGGAAAUGCACUGCCUUCAUCCCGGAGACCUCUACCCUUUCACGAGGAAGCCCCUGUUUAUUAUUGUGGAUUCGUCCAACAGUGUCGCAUACAAGAAUUUCACAAACUUAUUUGGACAGCCACUAGUCUGCUUGCUUUCUCCUACAGCAUAUCCAAAAGCUUUACAAGAUCAAUCUCAACGAGGUAGCCUCUUCACUCUCUUUUUGAACAAUCCUCUAAUGGCCUUCCUAUUUGUCUCUGGAUUGUCAAGCAUGCGCAGAGGCCUAUGGGAAAAGUGUCAAGAAUAUCUUCGAAAAAUCAACCGUGAUAUUGCCCAGCUACUGACCCAUUCACGUUCAAUAGAUCAAGCAUUUCUCCAGUUUUUUGGAGAUGAGUUUCUUCGCUUGCUUCUCACAAGAUUUAUCUUUUGUUCAGCCACCAUGAGGAUGCACAAGAUUUUUCGGGAAACACGAAACUAUCCAGAAUCAUAUCCACAACUGCCAAGGGAUGAAACAGUGGAGAACCCUCAUCUCCAGAAGCACAUUCUGGAAUUAGCAUCCAUUCUGGAUGUUCGAAACGUGUUCCUCGAGAGUACCAUAGAUGACUAUUAAAACAAAAUCCUCUUGUUGAAACAAUUUUUCAUUUGCCACAGAUUUUACAUGGUGCAGUUUUCUAAUGUGAUGACCAAGACACAUAGUGGUGUUACUUAGUUUUAAUUUUUUAAUUUAAGGCCACCAUUUUAAAAACAAACUGAAAAAAUUAUUCAAACUUUUAGGGUAACUGUUUUAAAAUACAGUCUUUCAAGUCUUUUAAAAAACUCAAUUAAUCUUGGAAUUUUUACUUUUUGGUUUUGAGGUAUGGCUACUUACCUCCAGCAUCUGUCCCUACACACAGUCACUGUUCUCACCCUCAGAAGAGUAAAUCAUUUAUUUUUAUAUAAUGAGGAAAAUCCAGCUCUUAUACUUGGACCUUAAAUGUGUGGAUUUAAAAAAAAAAUGUGUGGAUUUAGAAAAUUUAUCAUUGUUCACAAAGAUGAAACUAGCCAGCAUGGACUAUUAAAAAUCAAGAACAGGCUUUCCAUAAUAUUUCUUUUCAUUCCAGCUUAGUAGGUAGACAAAUGUGUGAUCCUUUGAAGCAUAAUCAAGACAUUUUU
Molecule: messenger RNA, 2467 nt
Organism: Lutra lutra (Eurasian river otter)
Lineage: Eukaryota; Metazoa; Chordata; Mammalia; Carnivora; Mustelidae
Gene: SCAI
Product: suppressor of cancer cell invasion
Exons: 18
Coding region: 105-1925 (606 amino acids)
Biological process (GO): DNA-templated transcription
Cellular component (GO): nucleus
Molecular function (GO): transcription corepressor activity
Source: RefSeq, a predicted model, not a curated record